Fusarium coffeatum is the source of this 957-nucleotide messenger RNA. RefSeq lists its product as uncharacterized. NCBI's taxonomy places the organism in Eukaryota, Fungi, Ascomycota, Sordariomycetes, Hypocreales, Nectriaceae. Bases 1 to 957 code for a protein of 318 amino acids. The record is from RefSeq and is a predicted model, not a curated record. The transcript has a single exon.
AUGUCUUCAACAAUUGAUCCUGCGGGUGCUUCACCCAACGUCACAACCCGUCAAACUCGCAGUUCAACCCGUCAAGCACUUACAUCAUCUGCUUCACUUCGAAGAGACCAAAGUCCAGACUCUGACUCCAAGAAGCCCCCAAUCACUCCUCUUCCAUCAGACUACUCAAGAUGGCGAAUCCCUCUUCCUCCUGAAGACCGCGACGCCUUGGUCACUAAGCAUGACUGGCUCACUACUCAUACCGUCCCUCUUCCCAAAGAUGUUCUUCGCUCUUUCUCUCUUGAUCCUGCGACAUACCUCAACCCCGUGGAUGCCACUUAUGUUUUUGCACAGGCCGAGGCUGGCACUGCAGUCUGCAUUUCACCUGAUGGCAUUCUUCUUACCUGUGCCCAUUGCGUUGCUGAGAACGCAGGGGAGCUCGCAAAGGUCCCUUUCCGCGUUCUUAUAUCCGCAAGCGGAAAUAUUGUCAUGGCUCAAAUAAUCUCAUGGGACCCAAUUCGAGAUCUGGCUCUCCUGAUCAUCGACAAAGCCCAGUCACCCCAAAGGCCUUUUCCUUAUGCCCGCAUUGCAUCAUCCCCUCCCAAGUUCAACUCCAAACUCCUGUGCAUAGGUCAUCCUGGCUCAGAGGACCUUGAGUCAAGGAAGAAGAAAAAGACCGGGUAUGGCACAUUGGAGCUCAGCGAAGGUGCAUUCCGUGGAAUGGCCGAGGAUCAGGACCCUCAUGACAAUAGCAAAAUCGGAGCUCUCAAGCACGACUGCUGGACGUACUGGGGGCACAGUGGUGCAGGCUUAUUUGACCGAGCGACGGGGAACUUGGUAGGUGUGCAUUCGAGCUGGGAUGAUAAAACGGCUAUGAGAAGGGGUGUGCCUUUGGAGGCGGUGGCGGCGUUUCUUGAAGAGUUCGCGAUGAGUAAAGGAGAGGCUUUCGGGAAGAGUUGGCAAUGGUAUGUUAGGUGA